UUUGCUCAACCUAGUCUGUGUCUAUUUUGAUGGUUGCAUUGAUGUUACUCAGAAUGGAGCCAAUUCCAAAACUUCUAGCUGGACUUAUUCUGCUGACUCUCUGCGUGGUGGGCUGCUCCGGUCAACACUGGUCCUACGGGUUGCGCCCUGGAGGAAAGAGAAAUGCUGAAAAUGUGAUUGACUCUUUCCAAGAGAUAGCCAAAGAGGUCAAUCAACCAGCAGAAACUCAGCACUUCGAGUGCAUCAUUCAGCACCGUUCUCCACUCAGGGACCUGAAAGGUGCUCUGGAAAGUCUGAUCGAAGAGGAAACUGGGCAGAAGAAGAUGUAAAUCCACUGGACCAAAAAAAUUGACCACACAAGUAUAAUCCUGACUUUGAAAUCUGAGACCCAUUUAAUAUCUGUAAAUUGUGUGAAUUUCGGAAAUUCUUAUGCAAGGCUGCACAUGUUACAUGAUGAAGUGCUGGGCUGCAAAUAAAGUGGCAUAAAUGUUAAGUCUCUCUCUAAUUCGGAACUCUGGUAGGGGAGGGACAUUGUAAGCCCCCAAGACAGGCCCCCAAGUAUGUUGACGGGGCAGAGGAGAUGAGAACACACAGGCACUAUUAUUAUUGACUAAAGGAAACUUAUGACUCACCUCCACCACCACCAC
This is a messenger RNA of Hippopotamus amphibius kiboko, 647 nucleotides long. It is a transcript of the gene GNRH1, whose product is annotated as gonadotropin releasing hormone 1. The record is from RefSeq and is a predicted model, not a curated record. The coding region runs from base 30 to 329 and encodes 99 amino acids. Gene Ontology annotation, cellular component: extracellular region. Gene Ontology annotation, molecular function: gonadotropin hormone-releasing hormone activity. NCBI's taxonomy places the organism in Eukaryota, Metazoa, Chordata, Mammalia, Artiodactyla, Hippopotamidae. The transcript is spliced from 3 exons. Gene Ontology annotation, biological process: multicellular organism development.